Marmota flaviventris (yellow-bellied marmot) is the source of this 2064-nucleotide messenger RNA. Its product is annotated as chloride channel protein ClC-Kb. Gene Ontology annotation, molecular function: voltage-gated chloride channel activity. Gene Ontology annotation, cellular component: plasma membrane. NCBI's taxonomy places the organism in Eukaryota, Metazoa, Chordata, Mammalia, Rodentia, Sciuridae. Gene Ontology annotation, biological process: transmembrane transport; chloride transport. The record is from RefSeq and is a predicted model, not a curated record.
AUGGAGGAGCUGGUAGGGCUGCGUGAGGGCUCCUCGGGGAGCCCCGUGACUCUGCAGGAGCUGUGGGGCCCGUGUCCCCGCAUUCGCCGAGGCAUCCGAGGGGGCCUGGAGUGGCUGAAGCAGAAGCUGUUCCGCGUGGGUGAGGACUGGUACUUCCUGAUGACCCUCGGGGUGCUCAUGGCCCUGAUCAGCUACGCCAUGAACUUCGCCAUCGCGCGAGUGGUCCGAGCGCACAAGUGGCUGUACCGGGAGAUUGGGGACAGCCACCUGCUCCGGUACCUCUCCUGGACCGUGUACCCAGUGACCCUCCUCUCCUUCUCCUCCGGCUUCUCCCAGAGCAUCACGCCCUUCUCUGGCGGUUCUGGAAUCCCGGAGCUGAAGACCAUCCUGUCGGGGGUGGUCCUGGAGGACUACCUGGACAUCAAGAACUUCGGGGCCAAGGUGGUGGGCCUCUCCUGCACCCUGGCCGCCGGCAGCACCAUCUUCCUGGGCAAAGUGGGUCCCUUCGUGCACCUGAGUGUGAUGAUUGCCGCCUACCUGGGACGCGUGCGCACCAGGACCAUCGGGGAGCCCCAGAACAAGAGCAAGCAAAACGAAAUGCUGGUGGCGGCAGCGGCAGUGGGCGUGGCCACCGUCUUCGCAGCCCCCUUCAGCGGCGUCCUGUUCAGCAUCGAGGUCAUGUCCUCCCACUUCUCCGUCUGGGAUUACUGGAGGGGCUUCUUCGCCUCCACCUGUGGGGCCUUCAUGUUCCGGCUGCUGGCCGUCUUCAACAGCGAGCAGGAGACCAUCACCUCCCUCUACAAGACCAGCUUCCGCGUGGACGUGCCCUUUGACCUGCCAGAGAUCUUCUUUUUUGUGGCACUGGGGGCCAUCUGCGGCAUCCUGAGCUGCGUCUACCUCUUCUGCCAGCGGAUUUUCCUAGGCUUCGUCAAGACCAAUCGGUUCACCUCCAAACUGCUGGCCACCAGCAAGCCUCUGUACUCGGCCCUGGCCGCCCUGGUCCUGGCCUCCAUCACCUACCCGCCUGGCGUGGGCCGCUUCCUGGCUUCCAGGCUGUCCAUGAGGGAGCUAUUGGACUCCCUGUUCGACAACAACUCCUGGGCACUGAUGAGCCGGAACUCGUCCCCUCCCUGGCCCACGGAGCUUGACCCCCAGAACCUGUGGUUCGAAUGGUACCACCCGCGCUUCACCAUCUUCGGGACCCUCGCCUUCUUCCUCGUCAUGAAGUUCUGGAUGCUGAUCCUGGCCACCACCAUCCCCAUCCCCGCUGGCUACUUCUUGCCCAUAUUUGUUUACGGAGCUGCCAUCGGCCGCCUCCUGGGGGAGGCGCUCUCCGUGGCCUUCCCCGAGGGCAUCGUGUCUGGAGGAGUGGUCAACCCCAUCUUGCCGGGGGGCUAUGCUCUGGCAGGGGCUGCGGCCUUCUCCGGGGCGGUGACACACACCGUCUCCACGGCACUGCUGGCCUUCGAGCUGACGGGUCAGAUUGUGCACGCGCUGCCCGUGCUGAUGGCGGUGUUGGCGGCCAACGCCAUCGCCCAGAGCUGCCAGCCGUCCUUCUACGACGGCACCAUCAUUGUCAAGAAGCUGCCCUACCUGCCGUGGAUUCGGGGCCGCAAAAUCGGCUCCCACCCCGUGACCGUGGAGCACUUCAUGAACUGCACUCUCACCACGCUGGCCAAGGACACGCGGCUAGAGGAGGUGGUCAAGGUCGUGACCUCCACAGACGUGGCCGAGUACCCCCUGGUAGAGAGCACAGAGUCUCAGAUCCUGGUGGGCAUUGUGCCGAGGGCCCCGCUGGUGCAGGCCCUUCAGACCAACCCCCCAUCCUGGGCUCCAGGACAACAGCGGUGUCUCCAGGACAUCUUGGCUGGGGGUUGCCCCAUGGAACCAGUGACCCUGCAGCUGUCCCCAGAGACUUCCCUGCACCAGACGCACAACCUCUUUGAGCUGUUGAACCUUCAGUCCCUCUUCGUGACGUCGCGGGGCAGAGCUGUGGGCUUCGUAUCCUGGGUGGAGUUGAAGAAAGCGAUUUCCAACCUGACAAAUCCACCUGCCCCGAAGUGA